Uranotaenia lowii is the source of this 3024-nucleotide messenger RNA. RefSeq lists its product as uncharacterized. The transcript is spliced from 3 exons. Bases 17 to 2539 code for a protein of 840 amino acids. NCBI's taxonomy places the organism in Eukaryota, Metazoa, Arthropoda, Insecta, Diptera, Culicidae. Gene Ontology annotation, biological process: DNA integration. Gene Ontology annotation, molecular function: nucleic acid binding. The record is from RefSeq and is a predicted model, not a curated record.
AGAAAAGGUUCUUGGAAUGUGGUGGGACACAAUCUCGGACACCUUCACCUUCAAGACUCCGAAAAGAUGUCGUCCGGAAUUAAUGACUGGCUCAGAAAUUCCCACCAAAAGGGAAGUUUUGCGGGUUCUCAUGUUAAUCUACGAUCCACUGGGAUUUCUCGCAAACUUUCUUAUGUACCUGAAAGUACUUCUGCAAGAAAUUUGGCGUUCCGGCGUUCAAUGGGAUGAACCAAUAAACGAACAACAAUUUGAAAAAUGGUGUGUUUGGCUGAAGGUUCUACAACAAGUAGAAAACGUUUCCAUUCCAAGGUGCUACAGAACCAAAACUUCUUCUUCUCCCGACACCAAUCACAUCCAAAUUCACGUGUUUGUAGAUGCCAGUGAAAACGGCUACGCUGCUGUCGUCUACCUACGAUUUGAAGAGGAUUCCGUGGAAUGUGCCUUUGUAACCGCCAAAACUCGUGUCGCUCCUUUGAAGUAUGUAUCAAUUCCACGCCUGGAACUUCAAGCAGCAGUGAUUGGAGCACGGUUAGCGCAGGAUGUAGUAGAACAGCAUCGAUUACCAAUAACUCAGCGAUUCUUUUGGUCCGAUUCUCGAGAUGUGCUUUGCUGGUUGAAAUCUGAUCACAGGAAAUAUACAAAGUAUGUUGGAGCUCGUGUUGGUGAAAUCCUGGAAAAAACAAAUGUUGCAGAAUGGAAUUGGGUUCCUUCCAAAUUGAAUGUAGCCGAUGAAGGUACAAAGUGGCAAAAAACACCAGAUUUGCACUCGAGUAGUAGGUGGUUCAGAGGUCCAGACUUCAUUUGGCAGUCGCGGCAAGAAUGGCCAGAACAACUCAAAUGUUAUGGAGUAACUGAUACAGAAAUUCUUCAACAUUCAAAUGUCCAUGUGAUACGAGAACCUCUGAUAAACUUCGGUGAUCAUUCGAACUGGUGGAAGCUAGUACGCCUAGUUGCGUUUAUUCGUCGAUACAUCGGUAACCUUCGCCAAACAUUAUAUAACAGAGAAAAAGCAGUGGGCAUGUUGAAACAAUCAGAAUUGCUGAAUGCGGAAUACGAGAUCUAUCGAAUGGCGCAACGAGAAGAAUUUCGCGAAGAAAUUAGCUUAUUAUCAAACACAAAAAACGUUAACCCUCGGAUUCCCAAGACCAGUGUGCUCUACGGACUUUCACCCUUUCUCGACGAAUACGGAGUAUUACGGAUGAAAAGUCGAAUUUCCAAUUGUCGGUUUAUAGAUCAGAAUACUGCCCACCCAAUCCUACUCUCGAAAAAUCAUCAAGUUACUAAUCUAGUUGUUAAAUUUACUCAUGAGCACUACCAUCAUCUAAACCAUGAAACUGUGGUGAAUGAGCUACGACAGAAAUACCAUAUCCCUAAGCUUCGCAGAGUAUGUAAUAAAAUUCAUCGCGACUGCCAAGCAUGCAAGAACGCUAAAGCUCGCCCACAAUCUCCGAUGAUGGCUGACCUACCCCCAGCAAGGCUUGCAGCAUGUUCAAGACCAUUUUCAUAUAUCGGGAUCGAUUAUUUCGGUCCAAUGAACGUAGCAGUAGGGAGACGUGUCGAGAAGAGAUGGGGAGUGUUGAUAACCUGUUUGGUAGUUCGAGCGGUACACUUAGAAAUAGCCCAUUCCUUAACUGCCAGUUCCUGUAUCAUGGCCAUUCGAAACUUCAUUGCGAGACGUGGCACCCCUAUCGAGAUCUUCAGUGAUCGUGGAACCAAUUUCGUUGGAUCAAGUCGAGAGUUGUCGGCAGCUGUUCAAGAGUUAGAUCAAGACAAGGUUAUGAAGGACCUCGUAUCGGCCGAUACAAAAUGGACUUUUCUACCACCCAGCAGUCCGCAUAUGGGCGGAAGUUGGGAAAGGCUUGUGCAAUCAGUUAAAAAAAUCUUGAAUAACAUGAACCUUCCAAGGACUCCCACCGAUGAAGUUCUUCGUAACAGCCUACUUGAGAUCGAAUUCAUCAUAAACUCGCGUCCCCUCACCUACAUCCCUAUUGAGAACGCUUCAAGUGAAGCUUUGACGCCCAACCAUUUCCUGCUUGGAUCCUCACACGGUUUGAAACCAUUGGUGUCGUACCAUGACAGCCUCGCUACACUUAGAAACACAUGGAAAACAUCACAAGUUUACGCCAAUCUUUUCUGGAAAAGGUGGUUAAAAGAGUACCUGCCAACAAUUCGUCGUCGUCCUAAAUGGCAUCAUCCGGUGAAACCUAUUGCAGUCGGUGAUGUCGUGGUCAUCGUUGAUUCCGAUUUGCCCCGUAACCUGUGGCCGAAGGGGCGAGUGGUUAAGGUCAACGAGCAUGCCGGCCAAGUUCGUAGUGCAACUGUGCGGACUUUGUCAAACGUGUACGAACGACCUGCUGUGAAAUUGGCGGUUCUUGACAUCGGUGCAACAGAGUGUAAGCCAGGAACGGGAUCAGGCUUACCGGGGGGGAGUGUCACGUCACCUACGGACGCACCGCAGUCACGCAUCGAACCCCCACAUCAUUCGCCGUCACUGACAGGCGAGAAACGUCAAGGUGGUAAAGUGCAUGACCAGCAAUAACAGAGUUUGGUGACUAGGCGUUUAAUCAGUAACAAACAAAUAAACAAUUUACAACAAAUUUAUUAAAGUUUAGUUACAAUUACAGUACAAUUUAAACAAAUAACACUGGAUUACACUACACUCGUUUGCAAGGAACACUUCAAAUCAAUUUAUAGCUUCGCGCAGGUAUUGAUUCGUGGCGUAAACCUAAUUCGUCUGCUAAAUUGAGCAGUUUCACAGUUAGUGCCUAAUAAUACUUGAAACAGGUAACAGUAAGUGCUAGCAAUACCGUACGGCACCCGAAUUUCGGACUGAACACAAAUAAUUACUAAAAAGGCAUUAAACGUAAGUUGAAAUUUAAGAUUAUAUUCAAUGAAACACAAUGCACACAUAUAUUAUAAGUAAUCAAAUCCCUAAAUGCAUGAAUUGUCUUUACUACAGGGAUAAUUUAACGUUCUGUAAUACACCGUUGAAAUUACCGGAAGCUUCGUCGUUUUCUUUCUUGU